Messenger RNA from Anarrhichthys ocellatus (wolf-eel), 2227 nucleotides. It is a transcript of the gene ecm1b, whose product is annotated as extracellular matrix protein 1b. Gene Ontology annotation, cellular component: extracellular region. The transcript is spliced from 12 exons. Gene Ontology annotation, biological process: regulation of bone mineralization; signal transduction. The coding region runs from base 158 to 1783 and encodes 541 amino acids. NCBI's taxonomy places the organism in Eukaryota, Metazoa, Chordata, Actinopteri, Perciformes, Anarhichadidae. The record is from RefSeq and is a predicted model, not a curated record.
ACGGACAGCACAGCAGCCUCCGUUGGACCAAUUACCGGGCCCGUCUGAGCGCAGCCCCGCCGAGCGUGUUUUCCUGGGCGGCCUCUGUUCACUGUGCCAGGACAGUCAGAAGCAAUAGCAGGACGAACAGCUCAGGACCGACACUACCAAGUUUAUAAUGGGGUCGUCUGGGGCUCUAGUCUGGUCCACCGCGUUUGUCUUGAUUUUACUGAGCUCAGCAUCCAAUGAUGAGCACGACUGGGAGCAGCGUGAGGUCACCUUUGACAAAAUCAUGCAAGAGAUGGAACAACCAGAUUCCUCCAUGUUGCAGAAAGAGGUGGACUUGGCAGAUAUUUUUGAUUCAAAGGCGUUCCCAGAGCUAGUAAUGAGGUCCCCACCAGAACAGUUUGAAAGCACGAAUGACAGAAAGAUGGAACACCCAGAUUCCUACAUGUUGCAGAAAGAGGUGGACUUGGCAUACAUUCUUGAUCCAAAGGCCUUACCAGAGCUGGUAAUGAUGUCCCCACCAGAACAGUUUGAAAGCACGAAUGACAGAGGUCGUCCGAGUUUUGUGCCUCGUUCCUUUGGUGGUCCUCCCAUUUUGAACUACCCAGUUCAGUUCCCCCUCGGGCGACCGACCUCCGACAAUCUCCAAGCCAUCUGUCUCAAUGGAGAACAUCGUCCCACCUACCCAAAGUCUUACUUUCCUGUUUCUGGCUUUAGCCAGCAGAAGGAGAAGGCCAGUGCUGUCAAUAUGGCCGAGUCCUGGUUUCGCACAUGCUGCAAAGGGAACCAGACGUGGGAGAGGGAAGUGACGCUGUGUUGCGCCACACAGGCAUGGGAGCUGUCAGUCCAAUCCUUCUGUGAAGGCGACAUAUCAAUAAAGCAUCGUGUUUAUCACUGCUGCAAACUGAGGGGCAACGACAUGCUGAACUGUUUCCAAAACGACGCGCCAAACCCAAACUACGAGGCAACAGAGGAGCUACCGGUACCACCGCUUCCCUCUAAGGACAACUUCAGCUUUGACCCUAACACUUGCCAGAGGACAGUGAUGACUUCGCAGGGGGUCAGAGGAAACAGAAGAAAGAUAGAGAAGAAACCAUCUGCUCCCCAGAAAGUUAACAUGAGCUUUCCUCCUGGACGACCCACCGCUGACACAAUUGAGACACUGUGUCGCGACCGGAAACAGCGCCCCCUCUAUAAAAUAAAUUGCCUGACAGGUGUCGGGUACGAAUGGCUGGCUCGUCAGGCAAAGACCAUUAAUCGUAUAGAAAAGGGAUUCAAAAACUGCUGCAAAAAGAAGCAGGGUGUGCUCAACUGUGCUGAUCAGAAGUGGCGUGAAGAGCUGAACAAGUAUUGCGUUGCCAAGAACGGUGGACAGGUCGAUUUCCUCUGUUGUUUGGGCGAUUUGUCAAUUGAUCGUUACAACUGUUUCCAAGAUGCUUCUCCUGACCCACAUUAUAACAUGACCUCUGCCACUGAAGAGCUCUCACUUCACAACAUCUGUGACACUCACAAGAUUGUCAAGAAGAAGUUCCCUGUUGAUUUUCCUCUCAAGCGCUUUGUGAACCAAUGCUGCCCCCUCUCUGAAGAAUCCAAGACUGCUUGUUUUGAGCAGGAGCUUGAGGAAAUAGCACGGGUGUGUUACUCAAGGAAGGCUUCUCUUUUAGCUAUCCAUCGCUGUUGCCGCAGAUCUUCACAAGAGUCUGCACAGUGUUUCUCCAAAAUGAUCAUGGAUGCCAUCUCCAAAGCAACCACCGUCUCACCCCAAAAGAAGAAGAAGAAGAGGUGCCCUCUCUCCUAAACACUUAUGACCUUUUGCUGCUGACCCUACUGGCACUGGGCAUUUCAAGGCAACGGCAAGCUAGCAGCAUAGUUGACCUCAGAUCACUGAACAGGAACAAUUAGAAGUCUGUAAGAAAAUGUGGUCAAAAUUCUAGCUUUAUAGGCUUCUGACUGCCAAUGUUAUUUGCUUCUUUUUUUUUUUUUACAUCUGAGAUCACAUUAGAAGCAUUGUUAUCACAAGAAUAGAUUUAUAGUGAAACAAAAAUAUAGCUAAAUGCUUAGUUUGGAAAACAGACUGUUGUCUGUGUCACUUUACCAUUAUUUGUUAUAGGCUGCUCAUUAUAUAUUUGAGUAUGAAUGCAUUUUAUUGAUUCAGUUGAAGCUGCAAGAUCAGUUCUCUUCUUCGUAUGGUUUUUUGGUGGUCAUAUCUACAAAAGUUCUAAUAAAAAUGGUUUUAAAUGUA